Ruditapes philippinarum (Manila clam) is the source of this 3004-nucleotide messenger RNA. Its product is annotated as 2'-5'-oligoadenylate synthase 1A-like. Gene Ontology annotation, biological process: regulation of ribonuclease activity. Gene Ontology annotation, cellular component: cytosol; membrane; nucleoplasm. The transcript has 5 exons. Bases 179 to 1414 code for a protein of 411 amino acids. NCBI's taxonomy places the organism in Eukaryota, Metazoa, Mollusca, Bivalvia, Venerida, Veneridae. The record is from RefSeq and is a predicted model, not a curated record. Gene Ontology annotation, molecular function: 2'-5'-oligoadenylate synthetase activity; double-stranded RNA binding.
AAACUGAUAAGCGGUAUUUCGCUUCAUUUUAGUAUAUUACAUAGAGUAGCGUGUUGACAAAACUUUAAAUAAUAUUUUAAUUAUUUUUAUAUCAUUCCAAAACAAUUGUGAAGUAGAAAGUAGCUGCUCGCGGAUUUAAUUAAAAGUUGAAACUCUAUAUGUGAUAUAUAGCAUUACAAUGAGAAAGUGUCCAGAUUGUUCAAUGGUUGGUUUCGAAAGUAAAGCAUCGCUAAGACGUCACCGUAGAGCAGUGCAUGGUUUUGUUGUAUGCGACUGUCGAAGAAAAUUUCUUAAAAGCGAAUAUAUGGCGCAGCACAGAGCGAUGAGUAGAGUUCAUAACGGCUUUUCCAACCAAUUUGCUGCUUCAAGUUCCUUGAUAAGGUCAUUUCAAGGAUUAGCUAUUGCUUCAACACCUGACCUUUAUUCGCUACAAAGAGAUGAGGUUGACACUUUUAUAUCUAACUACAUACAAGUGGAUUCACCAUUUCGUUACUGCUGUGGAGAAGUGAUAGACACCCUUGUCAGAAAGCUGCAUCAAAUUGUAGAAUUUGCUGCAAAACUGGAACCAAGGGAGAUUAUUAAGUCAGGAUCACUAGGAAAAGGAACUGCAGUUAAGGACAGAGCCGAUAUAGAUCUUGUGGUGAUGCUGAACAAUUAUAGAGAUGUUGAACAAUUGAUGAGAGACAUGGAAGGCCUACUGGAACAGCUAGAGCGUUAUUUACUGAGGUUUACUCAAGCCAGACAUCAACGAAGAACGCGGUAUUCCGUACAGGUGGAAAUAACGUGCAGUUCUGGACAUACGCACGAUGUUGACAUAUUGCCAGCAGUGGACCUUCUUGGAUUAGGAAGCUCCCGUAAAGAAAUAUUUCAAAAGAUGAAAUACGCUUCAAAAGUAGACAUCCACGAGUACUCGGUGUCACUGGCGCCUCUACAGCUUGGAAUUAUUAAGCCGUUACCGGCAAAAGUAAAGUCUUUGAUCAAACUUCUGAAAUAUUGGAAAGAUAAAAAGUUGAAGGAGCGUAACGAGGCUGAAAUGCCAAGCUUCGCUGAGAGGAAAACCAGUAGCCCAAACUGGCCUAGUUCAUAUGCUCUCGAACUUGUGGUUAUAAACGCAUGGAAUGACGCAGGGAAUCCGGAAGACUUUGAGAUGACCAAGAUUCUUCAUGCUGUGCUGACAUCCCUUGUUAACCACAAGAACUUUAGGAUUGUCUUAAAAAGACAAAUGGAAUAUAGUAUGGACAUUGUCCAGAUCAGUAAAACGCCGUAUAUCAUGGACCCUGCCAAUCCAUUUAACGACAUGUAUCACGGCCUUGUUGGCGGUAAAGCUUUUAAUUGGGAACAAGUAGUACCUGAAGCCAAGGUUUGGCUAAGUAAACCUUUAUUCUUUGGUGAUAACUCAUCAAAGUUAUGGUAAAACUGAAAUAUGAUGGCAUGAGUUAUGCGCAAAAAAGGAAAUAAAACUGGUGAAUAUACUCUGAUCAUGGCAUAAUAUGGCACUCGAUACUGUGUUUGUACUUUACAGUUAACCAAAUUUAUAUCUUCAAAAACAAAUCAAUUAUUUCUUUGUUUGUUGGAAAUACAAGGAUGUUUAUUAAAUUAUAUUUAAUCUUUUGUUUGUUUUGGGUUGUACGUCACAUCGACACGGUAUAGGUCAUAUCGCGACGUUCCAGCUUUACUGGUGGAGGAAGACCUCAGGUGCUCUUCCGUGCAUUAUUUCAGGCACGAACGGGCACCUGAGUAGAAUAACCGACGUACCGUAAGCUAGCAGGAUAGCUUCCUCACAUGAAAGAAUCCAAAGUCCCUGUCGGGAUUCGAACCCACAGCGGUGAGGGGCAAGUGAUUAUAUCUAAUCUAAUGAGCAUUUUUAAUAGUUUGGUUUAUUCAGCAUUUUUGAUAGUGAUAAUACACAUAAGACAGGUUAUUCAAAUUUUAAAUCAAUAUAAAAAGGCGCUUUUAUGUAAAUAUUUUCUGCAAUGCUAGAAUUCUUAUGCCAUAUGUAUGAUUUGAAUUCUGAUUAGUUUCUUUUCUUUCCAGAAGUUUUAUCAUAUAUUAUUUAAUAUAUAUGUGCCAUAUGUGUCAUAUAUAAAUGAAUCAUACAGGUGUAUUAUCGUUUAAAUUUUAACUUUGAUAACGAUCCCUUAAUUAGUUUAAAUUGAUUUUAUUUACUUUACUUGAUUUAGAGCAAAUGUACUUUGCAUUUCGUUUUCGGAAAAUAUUUUAAAGCAAAUCUUGGUAACUUUUGAGUUUAUGCACUUUAAUGAUUCAGUGUUACAUAUGCUAUUUAAUUGGAAAGAAAAUUGUUUUUAUAGUAGAAUGUUAAUGCAUGGAAGACAUGUUUGUAUGUCAUUGUGUAUUUCGUUACACAUAUCUUAGUUACAUUAUUACUAAUCUUUUUCAUUUUUUAUCUUUUUUUAUUUUAAGCUUUUUUUUGUAUUUUUUAUGAUUGACUAAAGUAAUGUAUAUGUACAUUGUUGAUAGUGUUUUUGGCGUCUCGAUGAAUGCAAAACAAGUUCUGCGCGGCUAAUACUCAUAAAAGUAAUCUUUGAAAACAUCUAUUUCAUCAAUGUCUUGUCUUUUAGCCGUUUCAUUCAUUUUUCGUUAGUUUAACUAUGAAUAUUUGAUUUUUGAAUCCGCAUAUAAUACCAAUUAUGAUUUGAUGGGUUUAGUAAGCCUAGAAUAUUUAUCAUCUAAUUUGAACAGUUCGUACACAAAAAAGAUGAAAAUGAAAAAUUGGAUGUUGAAUAAAACGCUCGAGUGUUACAACAAUAUUUUUUGGAAACCAAAGUCGUUUAGACAAUUGGCAUUUAUUUUGUUAAAUGGGAAACGAUUUUGUUGAUCGUUUACUUCCUAUAGGAUAUAGGAUAUUUUGCUGUUGCUUCUUGUUGUUUUUUAUUCUGCACCAUCAACAGAAAAGAUAACUGUAUAUAGUAUCAAAAAUAUGUUUGAUUAUUUCUCCAAUUUAAAACUGCCGAAGAAUCAACUGUUGAAUAAAUAAAUGAAAGUA